AUGCAAGACGAAGGGCAUCUCUACUCGCCAGAGGUUACUGUUGAGUUCAACGAGACUGCCUAUAACAACGAGGAGCUAUUCAAAGACUGGAUUCGUGACGAACUUGCCCCUAUCGUCAGCCGCAAUGAUGACUUCCUCCUUGUGAUGGAUGUGGCUUCUUUUCACAAGACCGAUGAUGUGCUUCAUCAGCUACGUCAGCACAAGGUUGUGACCGCGUUGAUCCCGCCGGGCUGCACGAGCCUUCUUCAGCCUCUCGAUACAGCUAUCAACAGACCUCUUAAAGACUGGCUUCGCGAUGCUACUGACGAGUACGUCUCCGAGCGUGAGGCUCGCGGUCUCACGAUGUGGUCUAUACGAGAAAAACGCAUCAUGACAACCUUCGUGGUCGCCAGCGCCGUCCGCACCCUCGAGAGCCGGGCCGAGCUCGUACAGAAGGCGUUUCUCAACUGCGGCAUCAGCAUCAGGCCCGACGGCACGCAGGAUAUAGAAAUCCGCGUCAAAGACAUCCCUGCCGCCGCGAUCGAUUUUACAAACUGGGAGCAGGCUCGAGACGUCAUCGUCAAAGACGAAGAAGGCGUCUCGGGCCUGCUUGACGAGGAGGAAAUUGUCAAACAAGGCGACGAGGCAGAAGACCGAAUAGAUCCCGUAAUGGAUGCCCUCUUUAGUAAGGGAAAUGCCCAAUUUGACACCAAGGCUUGA
Hirsutella rhossiliensis is the source of this 699-nucleotide messenger RNA. Its product is annotated as DDE superfamily endonuclease domain-containing protein. Gene Ontology annotation, molecular function: nucleic acid binding. The transcript is spliced from 2 exons. The record is from RefSeq and is a predicted model, not a curated record. NCBI's taxonomy places the organism in Eukaryota, Fungi, Ascomycota, Sordariomycetes, Hypocreales, Ophiocordycipitaceae. Bases 1 to 699 code for a protein of 232 amino acids.